CCCCGGGCCGGCUGCGUGGGGCGAUGGGCGGGGUGUCGCGCGGGGCGUCGCCCCGGGAUGUCCCGUGUCCGGGGUGGGACCCGCGCUCGCCGCCCGCCGGGAAUGGAGCCGGAUCCGAGCUUCUCGGGCCGCCGGGCCCUGGUGACCGGGGCGGGCAAAGGAAUCGGCCGGGCCGCGGCCCUGGCGCUGAGCGGAGCCGGGGCCCAGGUGGUCGCGCUGAGCCGGACGCAGGCGGACCUGGAGAGCCUGGAGCGGGAGCGUACCGGGAUUGAGACACUCUGUGUGGACCUGGGUGAUUGGGAUGCCACCGAGGCAGCGCUGAGCAAGGUGGGCGCCGUUGACCUGCUGGUAAAUAAUGCAGCUGUGGCUGUGCUCCAGCCCUUCCUGGAGGUGACCAAGGAGGCCUUCGACAGGUCUUUCGAUGUGAAUCUUCGGGCCGUGUUUCAUGUUUCCCAGAUCAUUUCCCGGCAGAUGAUUGCACGAGGGGUGCAAGGAGCGAUAGUGAACGUCUCGAGCCAGGCAUCUCAGCGGGCUCUACGGGAGCAUGCUGUCUACUGUUCUACAAAAAGUGCCUUAGAUAUGCUGACCAAGGUGAUGGCUCUGGAGCUGGGACCCCACAAGAUCCGGGUGAACAGCGUGAACCCCACUGUGGUCAUGACUGACAUGGGGCAAAUUAACUGGAGUGAGCCUCAGAAAGCUGCUGCCAUGAUCAGUCGAAUUCCUCUGGGGAAGUUUGCAGAGGUAGAUGAUGUGGUGAACAGCAUCCUCUUCCUGCUGAGUGACAAGAGCGCUAUGACAACAGGUGUCUCGCUGCUGGUUGAUGGGGGUUUUCUCGUCUCCUAGGAUGAUACAUCUGCAUUGGCAUCCCAAGGAGAGAAUCAUUCCUUAAAUGAGCUGUAGCUCACGAAAGCUCAUGCUCAAAUAAAUGUGUUAGUCUCUAAGGUGCCACAAGUCCUCCUGUUCUUUUUGCAGAUACAGACUAACCCAGCUGCUACUCUGAAACCUAUUGUUACUAAGUGAUUCUAAACAUGAUGGAGAGACAGUGAGUGACUCAGACCACAAGAGGGGAGGGGUAGACGGAUAUUAACAGGGUUGGGACCUGUCAGAAAAGUGUGGCAGGUCAUUCCACUGUUGAAAGCAUAGCUGUUCCCUCCAAAAAGCUGUGCUCUCUGCUCCGAACAAAGCCACCACACUCCUUCAUGGAGAAUGUUUAUUGUACCAAAAUAAGAGGUGUUUAUCUUGUCACUCUACAUGAUGAUUAGAAACAGGACCUGUCUUUGUUCUGACCCUCUCCCCCAAAAACCUUCAAAAGCUCUCCCUGCUCCAUCCAAACCGAUAAAGCCCAGCACCAUACUCCCAGCAGGAAAGGGAGGGAGUAGCUACCAGACUCCUCACUGCCUCUUUUAUGGGUUUUGAUAGAAAAAAGAGGCAACAACCUCAGCCCUGCUCUGCAGAGACUGGAUGAGGGAGGAGAGGCCCCCUGCGAAACAUCCUUCUGCCAUGACUGAUGGGCAGGGAACAGCACCCAAGGUAGUGCCCUAAAAGGCACUAAGUGCACAGGACUGUUGCACUCACUGCGCUUGACUAGUGAUUAGUACUUAAUAAAGCUAAUAGUAAUUCCUUCA
Molecule: messenger RNA, 1625 nt
Organism: Caretta caretta (loggerhead turtle)
Lineage: Eukaryota; Metazoa; Chordata; Testudines; Cheloniidae
Gene: DCXR
Product: dicarbonyl and L-xylulose reductase
Biological process (GO): glucose metabolic process; xylulose metabolic process
Molecular function (GO): carbonyl reductase (NADPH) activity; L-xylulose reductase (NADPH) activity
Source: RefSeq, a predicted model, not a curated record